ACCACCUAACCAAUGUAUCGUGCCAAUCCUACCAUACCAUACAACACGAAACCCUUCCAAUUCACCCACAAGACCGAACGAGCGACCGAGCGGGCAAGUGCAAAUCUCCAAAAUGCAACCACAGCCCUACCCAGAAUCCCGCCCAAAACCCCCCCCUCAAACCCCCCUCCAAAUACUCCCAGCAAUGCUUCACGCAGUGUUCUUCCAAACCGCUGAUGUCUUCAACACCCCCGCAAGACAACAGCCGGGCGCGGUAAUGUACACAAACGCCCAAGUACGCACCAGCAUACCAAUCUGCAACGAACGCUUCCAGUACGCCCUUGACCAACUGGAGAUGGAAAUCUUAACAGCCAAAGCCGCCCUCCGCCGCGACCUGACCGCCCUCCGUACGGCAGCGCAAGCGCGUGAGGAAGCGCGCCUGGCGGCGGAACGUGCGAGAUUGGAAGAGCAGCGGAAGAGGGAGGCGGAGAUCGCGGCACGGAAGGAAGCGGAGGAGCGCGCUAGGCGGGAGAAGGAGCGGAAGGAGGAGGAGGAGAGGAAGCGACGGAAAGAGGCCGAGGAGAGGGAGAGGGCUAGGAAGGCUGAGGAGGAGGAGGCCGCGGUGAAGAGGGCCGCGGCGGGACAGAGUGCUGGGACAGUGGUGGUGGGAGGUGGUGGGGCAGGGUACAGUCCCCUCUUUGGCGGGGAUAAGGAUGGGAAGGAGAAUCCUGCCCCGUUGCCCCCUGGCUCGAAUAAUGCUUCUGCUUCUGCUGCUGCGACUGCUACUGGUGGGGAUAGUUAUGAUGACUUCAUGGCCUCCGUGGCCGCUGGUGGGUAUAUGGAUGGUCAACCGAUCCAGUUCAUGGACGACUUUCUCGGCGAGUUUGGCGACUCUGUGUUUCCGGGAACCUAG
This is a messenger RNA of Tuber melanosporum (Perigord truffle), 892 nucleotides long. RefSeq lists its product as uncharacterized. The transcript is spliced from 3 exons. Lineage: Eukaryota; Fungi; Ascomycota; Pezizomycetes; Pezizales; Tuberaceae. Bases 185 to 892 code for a protein of 235 amino acids. The record is from RefSeq and is a predicted model, not a curated record.